UGGCCAGAUAGUAGCGACAGACUUUUCCAAGGAAACCUAGGUUGUAGCCCUGGGAAAGGCUGGGUACGAGGCUACUACAUACGUGUGUGUAGGUGGGGACUUUACCCAAACGUUCCACCACCGGAAGUCACUGCCAAACCUAUCGUACGUGUGCUUGUUUUGUAACAUAGAAGGGAGGGAAGGUCUAAGCUAAGCUUCCGGCCACGAGACGUCGUUCCCAGCAUUGGAGUGCCACGGGGACUGGGUUGACCAUUGAUCCAUUUAUUGUCAGCGAUUUUACCGGGAAAGGUCGUUUCAGAGUCGCUUUCGGAGAAGGACAGUCGGUACCACAGCCAUGUACAUAGAGUCUACACCUGGUACAAUCAGGCUCACUAACACUGGCGGCAAGUUCGUCUGAGCUAUCGGUGUCUACUUAUGCGCACAUCCUGACCAGGUAGAGUAGGCGGGACUUCCACGCACGACUCAACUGAAGUGCCAAUCAUGACGUUACCUAGCAACAACAGCCCUUCGGUGAUGACCACGCCCACCACUGUGUCCUUUCCAAGUCUCAACUCCACGAAUGUCACGAACUUCACGACAAUGUCGCCAAACGACACCGCCGAAGUCUGCAAAAACGACGAGGGCGGAGUCGUCCAAAUCAUCGGCACGGGGGUGUCCGUCCUCAUCAUUCUAGAGAACAUUCUCGUCAUCUGGGCUAUCGCGAGAAACAGGCGAGACUUCAGAAGGGUCACCUACUACUUUAUAGGGAACCUGGCCAUAGCGGACGCCCUGGCGGGGGUUGUGUUCUUGUACACGUUCUUGGUAAACGAUCUCCUCAAAGUCGCGGAUUCGCGGGAGGGUUGGAUCGCAAGAAAGGGUUUUCCAGUAGCGUUCUUCGUGGCCUCGCUGCUCAGUCUAGUCCUGGUGUCCAUAGAUCGCUACGUGCAGUUCGUCUACCCCAUGAAGUACAAGAACCUCCUGACGAAACACUGCUGCAAGGUCUUCAUCGUCAUUAUGUGGAUCCUGUCGCUGGGCUUCGUCAUAGCGCCCCUAGCGGGUUGGAACUGCAUCACAGCCAACUGUACCUGCACGGAAGGUCCCUACGCGUGCGAGGACGCCACUUGCUCGAUGGCGGUGCCGCCCUUCACCAAGAGCUUCGGCAUCACGUGCGUGGUUGUCUUCCUGGCCAGUCUAGUCGUCAUUAUAUUCUGUUACGCCGGGGUCUACAUAUCCGUCAGCCGCCAUCUCAAACGCAUGGCCACCUACACCUUCAGCGCCGCUACCGUGAAACUUACCGAAGUCACGGACAAGGAGGCGCCGCGGCAGCGCAUGUCGGACAUCCGACUGGCGAAAGCCCUGGCCAUCGUCCUGGGAGUCUUCCUGGCUUGCUGGUUCCCCGUCAUCUUUCUCAUCUUCAUGGACAUCAGCUCUUCCAGCGACGAAACUCCAUCUUUCGAGAACCGCGAGCGAAUGUUGUUCCUAGCGGACGUCUGUUCCAUCCCCGCCCUGUUGAACUCUGCUAUCAACCCGAUCAUCUACGCCUGCAGCCUCCGGAAGAUGGGGCAGGAGCUCAAGUCUCUGCUCUGUUGCAUCUUCUGCUGCAAGAAGAAGGCCGCGCCGCGCCUGUCGAGAAGGGGCUCGGAAACAGCGAGUAGCGAGAGUCUGUACAGGAAGAACAGCGUCCGAAGGAACAACAGCGUGCGGAAAAACCAUCUGUCAACUUUAUAGAGCUGAGAGAACGGACAUGAAACUCGUAUACGUGUAUCUACAGUAUCCCCAGUAUCUCUUAGUCUACGGUGCUGGGAGUCAGAAAGAACAGCGUCCGAAGGCAAAACAGCGUUCGGAAGAACCAUUUGUCGACUCUGUAGAACUCAGAGGACCGACAUGAUACUAUACGUGCAACUUAGCCUACGUUAC
Branchiostoma belcheri (Belcher's lancelet) is the source of this 1896-nucleotide messenger RNA. Its product is annotated as sphingosine 1-phosphate receptor 1-like. Gene Ontology annotation, molecular function: G protein-coupled receptor activity. The record is from RefSeq and is a predicted model, not a curated record. The coding region runs from base 481 to 1707 and encodes 408 amino acids. The transcript has 2 exons. Gene Ontology annotation, cellular component: membrane. Lineage: Eukaryota; Metazoa; Chordata; Leptocardii; Amphioxiformes; Branchiostomatidae. Gene Ontology annotation, biological process: G protein-coupled receptor signaling pathway.